Molecule: messenger RNA, 1974 nt
Organism: Eucalyptus grandis
Lineage: Eukaryota; Viridiplantae; Streptophyta; Magnoliopsida; Myrtales; Myrtaceae
Product: beta-glucuronosyltransferase GlcAT14B
Exons: 4
Coding region: 273-1544 (423 amino acids)
Cellular component (GO): membrane
Molecular function (GO): glucuronosyltransferase activity
Source: RefSeq, a predicted model, not a curated record
CUCUCUCUGUCACUCUCUGUCUCUGUCUCUCCAUUAACUUUUCCAUUGCGACAGCCAACCGAACUCAUCACUCCCCCACUGAUUCCGUGACCUCCGGCGGUGGUGGAGCAAACCCACCACCCAAAGUUGGAUCCUUCCACGAUCCCAGUGAGCAGAACGGCAGCCAUGACCUUGUUCUUGCCCAAUUCACUUUCUUGAUGAUGUUCUUGAUCACGUUCUUGAUCCCCUGAAGUCCACCCCCUGACCUCCCCAGUCCCCACCUCGCCUCUGCCAUGGACGCGGCCGCCAAGCCCCACAAGAAGAAGAAGUGGUUCCUCCUCCUCGCCUCCACCCUGGCGCUCUCCACCCUCCUCGUCUUCUUCACCGUCUUCACCUCCUCUGCCUCUGCGCACUUUUCCUCUCAGUUCUCGCGCCGCGCCCGCGUCGAGAGGGAGCUCCCCGUCUUCGUGGAGGCCAAGCUGGAGGUCUCCCCGACCCUGGACGACCCGGUUCCGCGGCUGGCGUAUCUCGUCUCCGGGUCGAUGGGGGACGGCGAGAGCCUGAAGAGGACGCUGAGGGCUCUGUACCAUCCCAGGAACCAGUACGUGGUGCACUUGGACAUGGAGGCCUCGGCGGAGGAGAGGCUGGACCUGGCCCGGUUCGUGAGGAGCGAGCCGUUGUUCGCGAAAUUGGGCAACGUGAGGAUGAGCGCGAGGCCGAACUUGGUGACGUACCGGGGGCCGACGAUGGUGAGCAACACGCUCCAUGCGGCGGCCAUCCUGUUGAGGGAAGGAGGGGAGUGGGAUUGGUUCAUUAAUUUGAGCGCUUCAGAUUAUCCCCUGGUGACCCAAGACGAUUUGCUUAGCACUCUGUUGACUAUACCCAGAAACUAUAACUUCAUUGAGCAUACCAGCGAUAUUGGUUGGAAAGAGUACCAGAGAGCCAGGCCUGUUAUGAUUGAUCCUGGGCUGUACAGGAUGCAAAAAUCAGAUGUCUUCUGGGUCCCAGAGAAGAGAAAAGUGCCUUCUGCAUACAAAUUAUUUACAGGUUCUGCUUGGAUGAUGCUCUCCCGGCCCUUUGUCGAGUAUUGCUUAUGGGGGUGGGACAACCUCCCAAGAAUUGUGCUUAUGUACUACUCUAACUUCCUUUCUUCACCAGAAAGCUAUUUCCACACGGUCAUUUGCAAUGCUAACGAAUUCAUUAAUACGACCGUGAACCAUGACCUCCACUUCAUAUCCUGGGACAACCCUCCGAAGCAACACCCGCAUUUCCUCACGCUCAGUGAUUUUGAGAUGAUGGUUGAUAGCAAUGCCCCCUUUGCGAGAAAAUUCGGCAGAAAUGAGCCGGUUCUCGACAAGAUUGACUCUGAGCUGCUCGGUCGAAGUGCUGAUGGAUUUUCGCGAGGCGGAUGGUUUAACAGUGAGGAAAGCAUUAACAGUACAUAUGCCGAUCAUGUCACACCCAACAUUACAGAGCUGAGGCCUGGUCCUGGAGUUGAAAGGCUUAGGAAGCUGAUUGCUGGUUUGUUAUCGGGGGAUGACUUUCACGCAAAUCACUGCACAUAGCUAGAAAACUUCCGAGCCAAGGGACUUGUUUUGAUCACCUGUGCACUGGAAGUCAGCUGUUAAUGAAGGAUCACCAUAGGAGAAACUAGAGAUUCUUCUGGGAUUCACGAAACAAGAUUUGAAAAUUACUAGCUGAAAAAUCUGGUUACACGUCUUCUCUGAUCUGGAAUCUCAUUGAGCUGUUCAUAUCACAAAGGGACAAGUAAUAUAUGUAUCGGAUCUGGAAAAGUCGAAGAUGGAGAAGUUCUUAUCUUCAACUGCUGCUUUAAAUUAGUUGCGGGAGCGCAAGUUUGAGUUCAACAAGUGUUUGGCACAUGAGCUGUUUACUAUACUUUUGCAAUUCUUUGUAUACAACAGAAGCAUUAUAAACAACUGUAAUGGUGUGCACUAAAGGUGAAGGUAUACACGACCAACUUUUUUCUUUUUGCCA